Molecule: messenger RNA, 1255 nt
Organism: Cavia porcellus (domestic guinea pig)
Lineage: Eukaryota; Metazoa; Chordata; Mammalia; Rodentia; Caviidae
Gene: Pgbdf
Product: chromosome unknown C17orf50 homolog
Exons: 1
Source: RefSeq, a predicted model, not a curated record
UCUGGGCGCUUGACACCGGAGGUAGGAACUACUUUUUCUCACUGUACAGAUGAGGAAACAGAACUUGAUUUAAAGCGAGGACACUUGUGCAAAUCCUUCACUAGGAAAUACAACAGUCUGGGAAACGGGGCACCCGGGAACCGUGCAUGCUCUGCGCCCUCUGGCGGAGCCUUAGCUGGCCUGGGGCGUCUCGCACACAUCGUGGUCCCGCAGGCACUAGCAGCAGGCAGGGUCCCCAGGUCCCUGGAGAGUUCACUGAGGCCCUCCCUACCCGCAGACGCGAAGACUCCCUUGUGGAAGAAGGAAUUGGAGGAAUCGUGGGACCGGGAGACGCCGCAGGAGCGAGUGGAAGACUCGGAGGAGGACGAAGAGCCCGGGACUGUGGAGAGCGCGGCCGGGGACGCAGUUGCGCUCGGCGCAGCAGACCAGGACGAUCGCCGCGAGCGGGGCUCGGUGUCCUACAGCCCGUUGCGCCAGGAGUCGAGCACCCAGGAGGUGGCGCUGCUGCGGCGCGCGGACUCCGGCUUCUGGGGCUGCUUCAGCCCCUUCGCUCUGUUCAGCAGCCUGAUGGCCCCCGCCGACAGGUGAGGCAAGCUCAGGGCGCCGGGGUACCGGGUGCCGAGCCCCAGAACGAGGGUUGCUGUGGCACUGAGCGCGCGGGUCCCUGCCCAUAGGAACCGCAGCCUCCCCGAGGAGCGGUGCGUGCUGGAGACGCCGCGUCUGCGGCCGAAGCGCGGGGGCUGUACGCGCUGCGAGAUCCUCUUUUGCAAGAAAUGCAGCACCCUGCAUAGCCACCCGGCCUACGUGGCACACUGUGUUCUGGAGCACCCGGAUCUGGGUAGGGCGGAGGCCACUGGGGGUUCUGAGCGCACUGACUCCCAGCCUUGGUGUCUUCCUUGCUUGCCUGACCCCCAACUUCCCUGAGGCGGAGCCCUCUCCGGCACGUGGCACAGAACUGUCCCCUCUCCUAGCCAUUAGCCCAAGCGCCCUCAUCAGGCGAGAAGCCAUUGUUGAUGCAGGUUUCCCACCUGUCAUCUGCCAGGCUUCAGCCAUACAGAGCCUGGAAUAACUGGGCACGUGCGACACUGGCAGCACCCAGCCUGCAGCCCAUUCGACCCUGGUUUCUGACGCAGCCUUACGCAUAUCUCGAAGAUGGGCAGACAUCGCUUCAGGGAAGUAACCUCGGGGUUCCCUGGUGCCACUAAGCUGCUGCCCUCUCCCCUCAGGGCAUUCAAUAAAACCUCUCAUCAAAGUG